GGAACAGAGAGAGAGAGAGAGAGAGAGAGAGAGAGAGAGAGAGAGCGCUGUAAUAGAAGGAAAGAACAAGAACAGAAACAGAUUUGCAAUAGGUUCAAUUCUGCGCAAACACAGGUGAAGAGAGGAAUCUAUUUAUUUAUUUAUCCUUAAUUCAUCAUUUGUAGUUAAUUUCUGUUAGAGGCACGCUGAGAGAGAGAGAACAAUAGAGAGAGACACGCUGCAGUGGACCACCAAUAUGGAUACCCAGUCUGAGAGCUGCGAGCCCCCACCAUGCGAUCCUCAGCCUCCAGGUAAAAUAAGAAAGGCCUUGAAGCUAUUCAGCAAGCGCAAACCAGGCAGCAGCAUGGCCAGCAUCUUUUCUAUGCGCAGCAAAAGCGAGGGAGGACCCAAAUCACCCCCCUCGAGGAGCAAAACGCUGGAUGGAUUAACAGAGUCGGUGGCUCCAGAAGCGGAGGCAGAAUCAAUGGACCUGGAUCAGGAGGAGAGUCAAAAAGAGGAUGCACCAAUGGAGGAGCCCGAAAGCGGUAACGGUAACGGUAACUUGGAAACAACGCCAACCAGACAGUCUAUCUCUUCUAUCACUUCAGCCAAAUCACUGAGCUUUCUCAAUAUGCUCCGGCGAAGUCGUAAAGGAGGAGGUGGAGAGCGGUAUGCACAGACUGAAUCACAGAGACCUGGGCGGCAGAGGAAAGGCCUGAAGGGUCUGUUUGGGAGUGUACGCUGGCCUGGAAAAGAUAAGGAGGCGGUUGACGAGGUGGAACCUGGUCCUCCCCUACUUGCCUCCCGUUCCAACAGUGUGGAGAUCAUCAAGGAGAACCUGACUCUGACUCCAAGGCCUGCGCCUCGAUCUCCAGAUGAUUCGGAGAUUGAGCAGCAACCCCCUGCAUCACAGGAUGAGCCGGUUUCUUCCGAGGACAGUACAAAGGUGAGCGAAACUGCUAAACAGCCAGCUAAUGACAGGCUGAGCACACUACUUGGAGAUAUUUCAUCUAUCUUGAGCUUUGACACAUUGACAAGUGGUGGAGAUAUAGUUGCUGAUGUAGAGGCAGAAUGGGCCAAAGUCAGCAAUCGGGUGGAGGAAACGGAUGUAACUGGCAAAAAGGACAAUGCUUUAUCAGCAGCUGUUUCAGCCAAACUUAAACCUACCCUUUCCCCUACACCUACCCUUAGCUCCACAUCCUCUUCUAAACCUUCUCCUACAACCACAGCACAACCCUUUUCAUCCUCCACUACGUCUCCUAAACCCAUGCCCAGUCCAACUGCCAAGUCUACAUUUUCCCCUGCAUCCACCCCAAGCCCUAGUAUUUUAGUCAAACCUACUCCAUCCCCUACAUCUGCCCCUACCCUUAGUCCUGUAGCAAAACCAGACACUUCAUCUUCUUCUCCUACUCCUGUACCAUCCCCUGUCCCAUUGACCAAACCCUCACCUAUCCCUAGCACAAAACCCAUGCAAACGCCUCCGACCACUCCAACCUCUACUAUUUCAACCAAACCUGCUCCCAUACCAACACCUAUUCCCACCCUCGAACCUACCCCUUCUCCUGCAGCUGCUCCUGAACCUGCUACUGUUUCUGAAACUUCCAUCCCUCCCACAGUUCAGUCUGCUCCAGAACCUCCUGCUCCUUCUGUGGCCAGAACAGAGUCCACCCCAACCCCUACCCCACCUUCUAUAACCAAACUGACCUUAACUCCUGCACCUCCUUCAAAACCCAGCCACAGUACUACUCCAGCUCCCAAAUAUCCUCCAUUCUCCACAUCCACCAAACCUGCACCGUCUGGUCCAGUUACCAGACCAAAAUAUGUGACGACAUUCGGAUUAUCAACCAGCAGAAACACUGCGCCCAUCGCCAAACUCGAAACGAAACAGCAGCAGCAGCAGCCUCCUGUAACAAAAUCAAGUCCACCCGUUUCACAAACUGAGAAAAGUGGGUCAGUAUCAGCAAGAAGCCCAACUUCAGAAUUCGGUCCUUCUCCUGCUGCCAAAUCCCAAGCUGUGAUAUCUAAACCUAUACCAGAACACGCUACCUCUGCAAGGCCUACACAUAAACCAGAACCUGAAUCUCCUCCACUUCAAGCCACGUUCUCCACCGGUCCAAGAGGAGAGAAGACGGGAGUACACACUCGGCCACAGCAGCCACAACCUGCUGCCCAGGAUCAAUUACCUGUUGCUGCUUACAAAUCAGAGAAGAAAAGUCCAGCUGUAAAGAGUGCAGCUCUCAGUAAGAUCCCUGUAAGUGGUGGUGGGAGGCCUAAACAGCUCCACAAGGAUGGCCAGUCCAAUGGCGAUGAAGGACACUGGAAUCUUCCUACCCCAGUACAUGAAGAGGAAAGCCCGGUGACUCUCUCACGAGAAAGCAGCAGCAAGGAACCUCUGAGUGACUUCUCCACUGGAUCUGGAGCUGUUACCCCCACCCUGAGCCACAGUCAUGAGGAUAUUUUAGACUCUCGACCCAUUAUUGGGGCAACAAGUUUACCCAGGGAGUCCAAGAUACCUAUGAAACCUGGUUCCACUGCAACGUACCACUCUUUGCAGGGGAAAACAGAGGCAGCACGCUCCAAAAUACCUGUAUCUAAAAUGCCUGUUCGCCGGACCAGCAAUAAGCCACCAUCCACUGCCACACAAAAAUAAUGGACGUUUUUUCUCUAUUUAACGAAACACACAACAUUCCAACUUGCAGCUGUUCUGAUGUUUGGACAGGCUCGAUCUCAGUCUUUUGCAGCAGAUAUGCUCACAAAAUAAUGCAGCAGGAUCUUUACUGUUAGUUGAAUUGAAAUACAUGUGUCGACCACGCUAUAUAUACUGGGUGUUUUUAUUCAUAUUGUGUCACUGUUAAAGACACUGAUGCUGUGGAUAUACCAUGUGCACCACCAGGAAGAGAGAGAGAGAGAAAGAGAGAGAGAGAUAGAUCACAUAAAAGUCCAGUUGGAAUUAUCUCCAUGGUAAUACGUGAUGUUAAAACCAAGGCAGAUGCUGAAGCACAACAACCCCUCGCCUGGGAACUGAAGCCAUGUAGACCCUCCCUGAGGAGCCAAGCAGUGCACACUGGCUUUGAGGAUACCACCAAAACACCAAGAACCACUGCUUGGUAAGAUGUUUUGCACUCAUGGGAGCUCUCCAUACGCAAUCUAAAAUGGAGUCUUAUUUGUCCAGGUCAUGUGGUUUUUAUUCAGGUCUGAACCAUCAAAGGGGGUUUAAACGUCACCACGCCAGGGUGCUUUUUUCCUGCCACACUGAAGCCAAUGUUUUUUUAACGGCUAAUGGAGAUUUUUGUAGCCUUUGUUACUUCCAUUUUUGUAAACUUUUUUGUGUCUGAUGUCCUCAGUCUUUUGUUUUCAGCAAAUGUUGUGGAUUCAUGUUUUGUCUCUGUUGGAACUCUCCUGCUUUUGAGAAAAGAGGCAGAAUCUCUCUCUCUACAUGCAUUAAGUCCAGGACAGGAUCUCUCACAUUAUCUCUGAAUGUAUGUAGCAGAACGCAUGCCCUACUUUCAAGCCAGAGGAGCAAAUGCACUCCUUCUCCUCCUUCUACACCCCUCUUCCAUGUUUCCUUUCCUCUAUUUCUUUGUUUUUAAACUGUGUUGAAUCACACAGUGCCUGUCAGUUGUAUUGCCCAUUUCAGUUCCAGUCAGAGAAAAACACUUUGGCUUAUGGAUCUAACCCAUCGGAUGUAUUGGAUGGCUUGUCGAUAUGACUGGAGGGCAAUUUGGAUAAGACUGCUUUGAUGAAAUAAAGCCUUGGAACAAUGCUAGCUGUUUCAUGGACAAUCAGAAUAGGUAAGGCUGUAUGGUUGAUGAGGGUUGCAGUCAAGCUUGUGAUGGAUAGAUCCCUUUGCCAGUGUCAAAUGCUUUGUCCACAUGCCUACUAGAGGACUAUUUUUGUGCGUGUGUGUAUAUCUUAAUGUUGCUCUGUUUCCUAUUUAAUCAAUAAAACAUGACUAUACUUAGAA
Molecule: messenger RNA, 3943 nt
Organism: Astyanax mexicanus (Mexican tetra)
Lineage: Eukaryota; Metazoa; Chordata; Actinopteri; Characiformes; Acestrorhamphidae
Product: APC membrane recruitment protein 2
Exons: 1
Coding region: 236-2629 (797 amino acids)
Biological process (GO): regulation of canonical Wnt signaling pathway
Cellular component (GO): plasma membrane
Molecular function (GO): phosphatidylinositol-4,5-bisphosphate binding; beta-catenin binding
Source: RefSeq, a predicted model, not a curated record